Physcomitrium patens is the source of this 4193-nucleotide messenger RNA. Its product is annotated as AT-rich interactive domain-containing protein 4. NCBI's taxonomy places the organism in Eukaryota, Viridiplantae, Streptophyta, Bryopsida, Funariales, Funariaceae. The record is from RefSeq and is a predicted model, not a curated record. Gene Ontology annotation, molecular function: DNA binding.
UGCUCGUUUUGCUAUCCUUGCGGGGGUUUAACCUUAAAUGCUACAGAGCUGACAUGUCCUCAGGGAGACGAGAGCGAGAGAGCGAGAGAGAGAGACCAAUCGGGACUGGUUGUUGAGGGCGUGGAAACUGGGAAGGGUGGGCGAAAUAGUUUCAGAUGUGAAACAACAUCAUCUGAUCGGAUUGAUUCAAAUUCAUCACAUGAUUUAUACCAGUUUUAGGGGAGCAGGCGGUGCUGGAGGGCCCGACCGAUUGUCUGUCCUGGUUGAUGGGGUCAAAUUUCCAAUCCCAAGUGGUGGAUGGGUGGGGGACGACAACGACCCUGAUGAACCACAAGUGUCUCUCAUCACGCCUUAGCAGGCAAAUCGGACUUGGCAGCCCACGCUACGUGAGUGACUGAGAGAGUGAGUCACACUUGGUUAGAAAGAAACGAAUUUGGGUGGUAGCCUUAUAAAUGGGUGAGCAGUGAGAUUUGAGGCGAGAUAGGCCAGCAAACCAACCAGCCCUUUUGUACCGGAUUCUCUCGAUGGGUACAUCAGCCUCUAAUAUUCUCACGCAUCCAGCGACUGUCCCCUCGGGUGCUCCUUUUACUUGCCGAGGAGGGCGUACGUGUGCCCGACAAUCGUUGACGCAUCGGCCAAAGCUUCCAACUUUUGUCCCCCCUUUUAAUCUUUUGUUGAAUUUAAAGCCCGUGUUUGUAACCGGUGCGGUAUCGCGCCUGCUAGGGUUUCAAUCCAGGGUUUCCUGCGGGCUCGAGGGUGGAGGGAUUGUUGGAUGGUGUCAGGGGCGCCAUGGUGCAUGCAUUGAGAAUCUGUCGCAGCGAAUUUUGUUGGACUUCAUUUUGAGUUGCGGGUUGGGUGUGAGGAGAGUGUGGGAUUCUGCUGGUUGAGGAUUUUGAUUUUCGCCAACUCUGGGAUAUGCUCAGGUUCCUCUCUGGGACCUGUACGGCAGAAUGAGACGCUUUCAGUUCGUAGAAGCGAGUAACGCGUCAAUGGUGGUGUUGGUGUUUCCCUUAAGAGACGAUAGUUUAGGUUGCAUUGUCCGUUCCCUUCAAGCGAAGUCGUCGAGAGCCUUGCUUGCUGGGUAUGACAAAUAAAAAUUGCCGAGAAUUGUUUACUCAGUCUCCGUUGCGAUUUGGGGCUUUUACCAUAGUUCGAGCAUCAAUGCCUAACUGCCCAACCCAACCGUGGGCUGUAUUUCAUUAUAUUACGUUGCUAUUUUUUGUUUACGAGGGCCGGGUUAGUGGGAACAGCAUGCUCUUAUUUCUGAAGCAGAAAGCCUCUUGGGGCUGAAUAUCUUGGGCUGUUGGGGUUAAGGUUCGCUGCAUUCAGUUCUGUCGAAAAUACUUGUGGAGUGAUCAGGAUUUUUUGUCAGUUUCCGUUUAGUCCAUAGAAAUUCGAAGUUGUGCAAGAUGCUGCGCAAUUCCACUGCCGGGUUACCCAGGGUCACGAAGAGCUCUCGUACAAUCCGCACUUUACUUGCUGUGAUUUGCGGCAAACAUGUCACGCAAAGUAACCUUUCAGAGCAGGGUGUGGAGAUCAAUAACAAGGAGAGGGGAAGUCAACGUCUUGAAAGAAAUGAUGGCGGGAUUGUACCAAUCGAUUACGAAGACUUGAAGAAGACUGGAUAUCUGGAGGUUCACAUCUUAGAGAGUCCCUCGAGCGAGGAACUUGGGCGGAAACUUGAGAAACUACGGCCUGAUAUUCUUAUGCUUCACGGAGAGCUAGGCUUUGAAAAAGAUGUAAUUGGUGAUCUCGUCUCAAGAGAUGACAAAGUGAUUUCUUCAGAAUUUCUCAGUCCAUACAUAAGUGCAAAGAUCCCAGAGCUGGUGUACCUAGAGACUUCUGGCAUGAGAUUGGCUGAAUUGCUGCGUUCUCAGCGUGUACCGCACGUCAUAUGUUGGAAAGGGUCACCGACAUUUUCUCUAGCAACCCACUUCCGCCGAGCUCUACUGGCGACCUUAAGAAGUUGUGCGACAGGAGCUAAGGAUGCAUUUCAAAUAGCUUCGGCUUCAUUCCAAAUGCAUUGUGGGCAGACAAAAUCUGCCAGUGUCAAUGGACUUGAGAAAACAAUUAGUGUGAUACCCGUGCUACUAGAAGUUCCUUUGUCGAAAGUCUCAGAGGACCGAAUGUCCGACUCUUCAGGCGAGGAAAAUGGCAACGAGCCAAUCAGCUCUGAUACGGCACCCGUCCAGAUUUAUGACGAGAACCACAGUAUUCGACUUCUUGUCUGUUGUGAAGCUAGCAGACCUAGUUCCGCUUGGAUUGGAGCCAUCGAAGAUGGUCUAAGUGCACUCUUAACUAUAGAAGCUAAAGGAGCCAGACUCUUGCAUCGUGUCAGUGCUCCACCACCACCUAUCGCUGCAACAUCGUUACUUCGUGGAGUUGUAACCAUGCGGUGUGAUGUUUGCACUUCCACCUUCGCACGGGUUCCGCUUCUGGUUUCUGGAGCUGCUCAAACUUGUUUUGAUGACCAGGUACUGGAAAACAGCGUCAAGAAAGAGAUGCUGGACAAAUGUGAACAUAUCCAGGUGGUUGUUGAGGAUGAGUCACGAAGACCAGCUUUGAAUCUUAAUUUGAGGAGAUCUGUAUCUGUGGCAUGUGGUGCUUCUAUUGUUGAGCUUAGGAUCAAGGCUCCUACUUGGGUCGGCCAGGUAUUACGACAAUUGGCAGCUGAAUCAUCAUAUCGUGGUCUUGUCGCUAUGGGAAUAGCUGGUGUAGAGGGAGCCCCCGUAGCUGCAUUUCAAGAAGAAGAUGCUGCUCGUUUAGUUUCUUUAAAGUGCACUUGGAAUGAUGCUUCAGACAAUGACAGGUUGAGUAAUCACUUGGCACUACCUCCAUGGUUAGCCCCUCCUGCUGCAAGUCGCAAGAGGCUGAAAUUACUCCCGUCUGUGAAGUCGAGUGAUAAUUUUGCAGAGGAAGACAGAAAAGCAUCAAAAGCAAGUAAUGGUGGGGCUUCUUCUAGCAAGCAAGGGAAUAUCGCGUUACUGGCUGCAAUGAAACCAUUACCACACACGGGAAGAAGGAAAUUUAUGCCUUUUGCAAAUGCUGUAAUGGCCGCUCAGCAUGCUGGAUGGUCCAUGAAACUGGACGUUUCGAGUAGGGUGGAUCGAAGAAGGCAAAGAAGGCCCGAGUCUGCAAGACCAAGAUCUGCGUACUUCAUGCCCGGAUCUGCUGGGCAUAAUGCAGGAGGCGCAGCUCCAUUUUUACCUCCGCUUAACGUCAAGUCGCAUGGUUGUAAACGACCUCAUAUGGAACGAUGUACAGAGGAGGAGUUUCUGGCAGACCUUGUGAGUUUUCUGGAAUCAAGAGGUCAUGGUCGUCUUAUUCCACCAGCCGGAGUGGAUGCCUUCCCUGAGGUGGUCUUGAAUGGGAAACGACUCGACCUCUACAACCUGUACAGAGAGGUAGUUUCAAGAGGAGGUUUUCAUGUUGGAAAUGGCAUCAACUGGAAGGGGCAGAUUUUUGCUAAGAUGCGCAAUCAUACAUCAGUGAACAAAAUGACGGGUGUUGGCAACACACUAAAAAAGCAUUAUGAAGUAUACCUCUUGGAAUACGAACUGGCCCACGAUGACGUCGGUGGCGACUGCUGCAUUAUUUGCCACAGUGGGGCUGAAGGUGACUGGGUCAACUGUGGAAGUUGCAGUGAGUGGGCCCAUUUCGGGUGCGAUCAACGAACUGGACUAGGAGCGUUCAAGGACUAUGCAAAGACGGACGGUCUGGAAUAUAUUUGUCCUCGUUGCAGUGCUGGUAAUGGGAAACCCAACCCUCGGCGAGCCAAGCGGAAGUGCUCACCAGAGACUUCUAACUCGCCACCCACUGAUCCUGUACGGAAGUUGCACAAGGGAAGCUGACAAACCACGUUAUAGCGCUUUGGCGACCAUCUCUCAUUUUUUUUUGUUCCCAAGACCCAUUCAAGUGUGACUGAGAAUUGACGAAAGCCUGCAGCGAGCUCUAAACCUGGACCACUUUUACAGCCCACGGAGCAUCAUGUGGCCAGACUCUGCUGCAUCUCAACAGAUACUUUCCUCAAGUUUUGAGUUAUCAGGGUCCAUGUCAUAACUGGCCCUGCUACGGAAAGGCUCUCCGGGACCUUACUACGGCUAUGUUUUUAGAUACUACAAAGUUGACAAGGUUUUCUGAUCCAUUUUUGCCAAAAUACCUGUAUGAUAAUUGAAAUGGUUUUGGGCACCCUU